AUGGGUCUCGCAUUUUCCAAGAUCUUCGACAAGCUUUGGGGAAAGAAGGAGAUGAGAAUUCUGAUGGUCGGUCUUGACGCCGCCGGAAAGACUACGAUUCUCUACAAGCUCAAGCUCGGUGAAAUCGUCACGACCAUUCCUACCAUUGGUUUCAACGUCGAGACCGUCGAGUACAAGAACAUCCAGUUCACCGUGUGGGAUGUCGGUGGUCAGGACAAGAUUCGUCCUCUGUGGAGACAUUACUUCCAGAACACCCAGGGUAUCAUCUUCGUCGUCGACAGCAACGAUCGCGACCGUAUCGUCGAGGCCCGUGAGGAGCUCCAGCGCAUGCUCAACGAGGACGAGCUGCGGGAUGCCAUUCUCCUGGUCUUCGCCAACAAGCAGGAUUUGCCCAACGCCAUGAACGCCGCCGAGAUCACAGACAAGCUUGGCCUUCACUCCCUGAGACAACGCGCCUGGUACAUCCAGUCCACUUGCGCUACCUCCGGUGAUGGUCUCUACGAGGGUCUCGAGUGGCUUGCCACCACCCUGCGCAAGGCGGGUCACCAGUAA
Molecule: messenger RNA, 552 nt
Organism: Colletotrichum tamarilloi
Lineage: Eukaryota; Fungi; Ascomycota; Sordariomycetes; Glomerellales; Glomerellaceae
Product: ADP-ribosylation factor
Exons: 4
Coding region: 1-552 (183 amino acids)
Biological process (GO): intracellular protein transport; vesicle-mediated transport
Cellular component (GO): plasma membrane; cytoplasm
Molecular function (GO): GTP binding; GTPase activity
Source: RefSeq, a predicted model, not a curated record